AUGAAAGAUGUUCACAGUCGACUGUACACUGGAAAACAGCAUGCAAAGACUAGGGCCUUAAUACGUAUGAUUAAGGACAGCUCGGCAGACUGCCUCCAAACAUCUGAACGUAGGACGGGAUGGCCUAACGACAGGACUAGGGCCUUAAUACGUAUGAUUAAGGACAGCUCGGCAGACUGCCUCCAAACAUCUGAACGCAGGACGGGAUGGCCUAACGACAGUAGGGAUACGCGCGACUGUGAGGUGGCUUAG
Messenger RNA from Funneliformis caledonium, 252 nucleotides. Lineage: Eukaryota; Fungi; Glomeromycota; Glomeromycetes; Glomerales; Glomeraceae. The record is from the annotation of a GenBank genome assembly.